AUGGAGUGCAUUCAACUACUAGCCGAGCUGGUUUGUGUGUUCGUCUUCAUCACUUUCUCCUUCGGCCUGGAGAGUAAUAAUAAUGCAAGUGAAAUCCUGAAUAAAGAUAAAGAGUGGAUUUUAAACUCUUCGAAGAUCAUGGAAAAAUUGAUGAAGGAUUACGACCCUUCCAUGGCACCGUUUGUGCCAGACUGUCUGAUGGACAGACUGACUGGCUGGCACUGGCACAAGUUGUAUUGCAUUAUUCUCACGUUACAGGAAUAUGGACUGGACUUAUAUUUUUGGCAAGUGUGGAAUGAUACCAGACUGGCUCAAGGCCAGGAGAGGUUUUUGUCGCUCAGUGGAAAUGACAUUAAAAAAGUUUGGACGCCAGACACGUAUUUUAUGAACGCUAAGAAAACAGAGAUAAAAGAUGUUAUGAAGGACAACCAAAUGGUUUACAUCAUGCCCAAUGGAGAGGUUGUUCAGAUGUCUAGGAUCACACUAACAGUUGCCUGUCACAUGCAGCUGCAGAUGUACCCGUUUGACCGACAGAAAUGUGACCUCGUGAUUGAGAGCUUUUCGUUGACUAAAGACAAGCUGGUUUAUACCUGGGGCAACUUGAUAGCGGAUGAGUGCCGUGUUGAAGUUUUUGAUGACGCCAUGGCUCAGUACGAGUACAGAGGAGUAAAACUCAAUUAUAGGCACAAAAAGAUUAUGUCUGCGCCCUUUUCAAACUUAUAUGCCACGUGGGUGUUUGAUCGCCGUACUUCGUAUACGGUACUCCAAGUGUACCUGCCAAGUUACAUGAUCGUCAUUUUAUCAUUCAUGGCUUUGUGGAUUCCUCAGGAAGCCGUGCCUGCCCGCGUGGGCCUGGGAAUAACAACUGUACUCACCAUAGUUUACUUCUUAGGAACUGUCAACAAUAACAUGCCUCGUGUGUCUUACAUGAAGGCGAUUGAUUUUCAUCUCUUUGUGUCUUUUGGUUUUGUAUUUGCCACCAUGUUGGAGUAUAUUAUCGUGCUUAACGUCUCAGCCCGGGAAAAAAGGAAAUUAGAGUCGCACGAAAACUACGAGCUUGGUCCACUGAACAAUCAUACCUCCGAUGACUCAGCACAGAAUAACUCUUAUGGCCCAAAUAACACCGAGGCUCGUUACCGAAGGGGUAGUACUGAAAGCCACAUUGAGGAUGGAACCUUACCGGUCCUACCAGGACAACCCUACCGAAAGAAGUCCCAUGGAGUCCUGACAACACACUCUGUUGACAGAUUCUCACGGAUCUUAAUGCCAGCUGUUUAUGCAACCUUUGUGGUUGGUUAUUGGGUAGUCUGUGCAGCAUUGUCACCUCAAAGAGAAGCAUUAGAUCUAUGUUAGGUGUCUUUUAAUGCCACAAAUAAGGAUAAGGUGUAUGCUUCUUUCCCUGAAGGAUGAUUAUCAAGUCAUAUGAUCUUUUAGGCUUAAGUUCAUUUUAACUAUUCUCUGUCUGGUGAAGGAGUAAAUUAGCCUUAAUUAUCGUAUGAUAAUUAUCAGGUCAGAAUUUGAGGCUGUUAACCCCUCAACAUAGCUUUAUGGCUCCAAGGUUUGACUCCCUUGAGAAAGGCAAGAAAGAGGGGCAGAAAGCAGGUCGAUGCGAAUACUACGUAUAGUAUGCACAUUUAGUUCAUCAAGUGGGGUGUUAACUACUGAUGGAACAUUUUGUAUAUAUCGAUCGUAAAGAGAAUUUCGACACUAACGUAAAUAAGCAGGGGGAUAACACGGAACAAAUGGGGUCCGGAAAGUACAGUUAUGUGGCAAAUGCAUUGAUUCCGGAGGUAUUUAAGUUUUCGGAAAAUGUUUCAGAAAUAUGCAAAUGAAAGGAACCCACUACGUUACCAUGGAAGCAAACCUGUUGAACUCAUAUUGAAGAGCAAAUCUGGUAGAAUCUUACUGCAAAGAAUCAAACAUUUCUGAUACAA
Molecule: messenger RNA, 1934 nt
Organism: Orbicella faveolata
Lineage: Eukaryota; Metazoa; Cnidaria; Anthozoa; Scleractinia; Merulinidae
Product: gamma-aminobutyric acid receptor subunit rho-1-like
Biological process (GO): monoatomic ion transmembrane transport
Cellular component (GO): membrane
Molecular function (GO): extracellular ligand-gated monoatomic ion channel activity; transmembrane signaling receptor activity
Source: RefSeq, a predicted model, not a curated record